GGGAGGGCGGAGCGGGGCGCCGGCCCUGGGGAGGGUGCGGUGCCGUGUGUUGGGCCUCGGCCCCGCGCCGGCGACCGUGCGGGUGGUGUGCAGAAUGCGACUGUGUAGACGCUGCUUCCCGCGGCUGGCACAGCAAGAGGGCCUGUGCGCCCACCCCUGGCGUGUCUCUGGGUGGGGCCCGGCCCCUGGGGUGCGUGGGUGCCCGCGAGCAUGCGGGUGGGGGCACGCCAGCCACCUGGUUUGGGGCGGCUGGGCCUGGAGCGCGCACCUUCUCCAGGUGCCUCUAGGGAAGUGCGGGCAGACCCUCCUCGGUGGCGGAAGCUCGAGCAAGCUCGAGCGGGUGGGUCCUUGGGCCUCUAACCCAGGGUUGCCCGGGAGCCCUUUCCUGCCACAGCUUUUCUCCUGGGCAGCUCGCUCAUGAAGGCUGCUCUCUGUGCUGGACAGGCUUUGUCCCCUCCAGACACUCCCUCUCGGAGUGAUCCUGCGGCAGUGCCCAGCCGGCCCGGCCCGAGCCUUCCUCAGGCGUGUGCUGCUGGGUGAAGGUUGCCACACCCAUUCUGCAAUGAGGGAUUUCUGAGGUGGUUGCCGCAGCCGGUGCCUGGGGGCUAAGGUGCAUGUUUAACAGGUUUUCCUCCUGACCACUUACCUUUGCCUUUCCUGUUUUUGCUGGAAGCAGAAGGGGGGCCUUGUGUGGAUGCGCCAAGUGUGGUCUGAGAUGGGGCCUGCCUCGGUCUUUCCCCUUGGCACACACCAAGAGGCCUGGCUCCUGUGCUGCGGCCACAUAGCAAGAGUUGGAAUCUCUGACCAAGAGACCCAGCUGUGUCUUUGGCCAGGUCAGCCUGGAGUUUCUGCAGACCCGGGAGCUUUUACUGAGUGACAUUGGUUGAUGCUGCGCAGGAACCGCAGCAGCAGGAACUCCUGCACUGGCCUCGGGCAUUGGCCACUGACAAUGUUGGCGUCAGUUGGAGCAGGAGAGAGAACAUCAAAGUGUCAUCCACUGAGCACCAGGGGUCUUGGCUGCCUCUAUGGUCCUGUCCUUGAUCUUGUCCCAAAACAUCUUCCCAGGGAGCCUUAGGGUGAAACCAGAGCCUUCUCCAUGGUUUUUAAGGCAGACGGGCAUGCCAUUCUGGGUGUUCAGAAUGCUGACUGCGAACCUGUGUGUAUGUCGUACACGAGUGCCUGCCUGUGUGUGCAUAUCCUCCCAAGUUAGGUUCAAGUAGACUGGGAAGCAGUGCGGCAAUGGAAGCGCUGGGGACACUGGUGCUGGCCGGGCCCUAGGAUGGCACGAAGGUGGGAGCGGUUGGGAGUGAGUCUAGGUGCCUUAGCGGCUUCCUCAGAGCCCCGCCAGAGCCAGUCCCCUGGCACCGUGAGCAGAAGCCACUCCUGUUGGAAGGGGGAGAAGUUAUUCACAGUCGUUCCAGACACCACAUUUAGUCUCCACAAAACCCUGCAGGGUGGGAUUUACUCCUUUACCCUGCUUUUCAGAUUGGGGAAACUGAGGCUCAAAGAGGUUUAGGCGUCCACCUGAAGGAAGAGGAAGAGCCAGGUGGGAAGCAGACGUCUUGCUGCCUGCUCACCCUGGGCUGGCUGCACAGGGUCAGCUCCCAUCACUCCCUGCGAGGGCCCUUUCUUUGCGAUGGAGGGUGUGGGACACCUCCUUUCCUUGGAGGUGACCUGGUUGUUUGCCUCAGAGCCCUUCCUUCUGUUAGGGCUGGGAAGGCCAGGUGGUAGGAGGAAUUCGCUGUCGGAGUUCAGCUCUGGGUUCUUGGACAUUUCUGAGCUGUUCCAGGUCUCAGCUUGUGGAGUGGAUGAGGAAAGGAAUCAACAGAUGCGUCACACCCCCACUCCUCUGGGUCUUUGUCAUCACUGUUCUCUGGGUCACGGCUAGCCCUGGUCACUGGGUAGCCCCCUGGUGAGGCAGGCACAGGCGGCUCUUGUCACUGAUGGCUUCUCAUUGUGCCGGGUAGGGUAUGAUGGCACCCCAGCCUCAUUCCUCCCGUUUCCUCAGGGGGCCAGGGCCUGGCUUGGUUCUUUAAGGCCUUGCUCCCUAGGAGGGUCCAGGGUAGUGGAGCUCAGCCAGGGGCUGGGUAGGCUGUUCAGGUGGGGCCUUCUUGGUGUUCUUGGACCUGCAGCUGGGGGGUUGUCUGCCUACCGACCACAGCCUUCCUAGUCAGCAGUGCACUUCCUGUCCUCCCUCUCGGGCAGUCAUGAGCACCAGCCACCCUGAGCCCAGUGCCCGGGCACGGAGCCCCCAGCCAAGAUCCCUGUCCCGGAGCUCGUCCAGCCUGCUGGGUGAUGGCCGGGGACAGAGGCCAGAGCUCCGAAAGAGUGCCAGCAGCACUGUCUGGCAAGCCCAGCGGGGCGCCAGCACCAGUCCCCAGGUCCAGGAGGAAGAGGGGCACCCAGCUGAGAGCACAGAGCAGGCCCAGGGCCCUGGCCCUGGGACACAGCCCGGUGUCAGAGGCCACUGGCGGAGCAGCACUGUGGGCAACGUGUCUACUGUGGAUGGUGGUGACCUGUGUCGCCUGAGGGUCCCCAGCGCCGCUGCCGUGCAGAGGAGCCACUCAGAUCUGGUCCGCCCACAGACCCGGGGCCACAGUGGGGCUCGGAGGGCCAGCCUCAGCUGCUCAGCCCUGGGCAGCUCGCCGGUCCACAGGGCACGGCUGCAGCCUGGCGGCACUUCUGGCCAGGGUGGUCAGGCCCCUGCAGGCCCAGGAAGGGACCUGGCUCCAGAGGAUGGGACGUCAAGCUCAGCCUGGACCCUGGGAGAGAGUCAGGUGUGGGUGUCGCCAGUCGACCUGGGAGGCACGCCCACCCACAGCAGCAGCCCCAAGGCCAGGCCCAAAGCCACUGGGCAGUCAGCCGCCACCUCCUGCCGUGCUCUGCCCCCAGCAGCUCUACUCUGUGACAUGAGGGAGGAGGGCGCUCGAGGCUCCUGCCAUGCUCUGCCUGCCCCGGGGAUCCUGGCCUUUCCCAAACUAGUAGCAUCAGUGAGUGAGUCUGGGCUGCAGGCUCAGCGUGGCAUGAAGUUCCAGUGUGGGUUACCUGGGGGGCAUCCUGGGCAUUCCCCCUGCUGUGCCCAUCCUUGGGGUCCCACUGGCUCAGGUAUGGAGCCUGGUGCGAGGACCAAAGAUGUGUGGACCAUGACCUCAGCCAGUGACUUGGCCCCAGUGCUGGUGUCCCCUCUGUCAGCCCAGGAUGCUGGUGUGCAGGUGGCCCCCAUGGCAGUGUGCAAGGCUGUGGCCACCAGCCCGCCCCUGGAAGUCCCGGUGGCCCUGCACCCAUUCCCGGAGGUAACUCUGGGGUCCAGGCUGGAGGAGGCGGCGUCCCCUGUCCGGGAUGUGAGGUGGGAUGCUGAAGGCAUGACGUGGGAGGUGUACGGGGCUGCAGUGGACCCUGAGGUGCUUGGUGUGGCCAUUCAGAAGCACCUGGAGAUGCAGUUUGAGCAGCUGCAGCUGGCACCUGCCAGUGAGGACAGCCUGUCCUCAGAGGGCCGGAGGGGGCCGCUGCGGGCUGUCAUGCAGUCGCUGAGGCGCCCCAGCUGCUGCGGCUGCCCCAGCACAGCCCCAGAGUGAGGAGUUGUGGCCCCAAGGGCUGCCCUGCCCCCGGACUCAGCCCCCCUACCAGGGACAGUGGGGGCUCCAUGCCCUUUGGACCCACUGGCAGCCGUGGAUACGUCUUUGCUGUCAGCUGCCAGCAGAUGCAGGACUUCAGCCUGGGGACUUGCUAGGGCAGCUGGACUGGUUUUUAAGGGCUUGAUUCCCACGGGCCACAUCUGCAUCUUGGGCGCUGAACUUUGGGGCAGUUUCAGCACCAUGUACAAGGGAGGGCCUGAUUUUUCUGUAAAAACCAUCUCUGUCCAGUCUCUUCAGACUCUGCUGUGACUUCCCCUAGAGUCGUGGUGGCUUUACUUGAAAGCAGAGCUGAGACAAGGAAUCCUUGACAUGAACGGGGCCCAGGUGAUGGGUCAGCUGGGUCUUUAGAGACAGGACCUGACACUGCCAAAGGCUUCCUGUCUGCCACAGUUCGGCACCUGGCCUUGCUGAGCCUUCACGCAUGGACGAAAGCGCAGACGUGUGGCCGGGCUGUGGCUGACAUCCCCGGGUUGGACGACGGAGCAGAGGCUGAGGUUCAAAGCAGGGCUGGCUGAGGCCUGGGGUCUUCCUGCAGCUCGCCAGCCAGCCAGCCAGCGAGGCGGUUGUGCACGAGUCCCUCGAGGCCAUAUUCUCUGCCAGGUCUGGGUUCCUUGGGAAAUGAGACCGGCUGCACGUGCCCUCGCUGCGCUCACAUGUGGAAGGGGCUCACCUCGGUACCAGGGAGCUGAGCUGUAAGAAAGGCCGCAGGUGUGUCUGAGUGUGGCUCCAUCUGUCACUGUAUCUGGGGUGGCCUCAGGAGUGGGAAAACAGGUGGCCCCUGUCCCCAAAUAUGUCACAGUCCUGAACUUGCACCAUUAUUACCUCAUUCCUUUGGUUUAAGGAUUUAUUUUCAGCUGGUGCAGUUACUCAACGAAGGGAGGGUAGGGAUGGUGGGUAGAGGAGCCUGCGGUGGGGUCUCCCACUGGUGGGAAAUGGCAGGGGCUGUUAGGCUGUGGGCCUAUUUGCCCCAGUCCUGCACACCUGACCUGACAUGGGCCAGGGCUCAUGGGGGCCAGGGGAUCAUGGCAUUGGGGGAGCCCAGGUCACCAGGGCUCGACACAGAAUGACUUGACUGCCCAAGGAUCUCUCCAGGCCCACGGAGGAUGGAGUGGGCUUACAGUUGAAAAUCCAAGCUCCUGAGACAGAACCUGCCAGCCCACCUUUGAGGAGCCAGGUUAGUGUCUGCCGAGGGUCAAGGGCACGGGAGGGUGGAGUCAGGGCCCACAUGCAGCCCAGCCAUGAUGUGGCCCUUUCCUGGGCCGCCUUCUGCACCUGGGAACCCAGGCCCUGACAGCAGGCUUCCCCCUGCCCCCAGGGACUCACGGAGGUGGAAAUGAUUCAGGCGACAAUGGGAUCAUUUUAGAUACAGGAGUGACAUGCUACCACCAAGGAGUGAGGUGAGAAGGGCACGCUUCUGGUCAGAAUGCCUUCCAAGGCCCCUCAUGGGCUUUUCCCAGAACCAUGCCAUUCUCACUUCUAGCUGGGCUGGUAAAAUGCCACCCCUGCUUAAAAAUGACAGCCAAUCAGAAUCACUACUGCCAGGGAGGCAGGGCAGAGGGUUGGCCUCGCCUGCCUUUUAAAAUGGGGUCAAGCAGGUUUUCCUGUAGGCCUGAGGCGCUGGGCUCUGUCCGCUGCAGCUGGGGCUGUCCUCUGUGUGUGGUGUGGGAGGGCACUUCAUGCCCAGCCCUGCUCAGGGGCUCCCGGAGCCCAGUCACCGGUGGGGCCAGACUGGAGAGAGCAAAUGGCUGUGGGACCUGAGGGGGGUGGUGAGGAAUGGGGUUGGGGAGGGCACUUCCCCACAGGCCACAGCUGAGCAGGGUCUUCAGGACACAGCUGGUCUGGACAUGUGGGCAGAGGGCGUGUACCCGGCAGAGAGCAGCCACGCGGGGCUGGGAGGUGCCUGUGGUCACCCUGCUUGGCUGCUGUGUGCCAAUCUGUGCCACCUCCAGGCUGCACCUGGCUGGCCAGGAUGGCAGGCUGGGCCUGGCCCCGCUUGGGAAAGGAUAGUGAAGCCGCCUCCCACCUCAUCUUGACUGAGAUACGUCUUUGCAGGUGGCGCCCCGGAGCCCUGCCCUGGUAGCUUGCUGCCCUGAGACAACAGGAUGGGCCCUGGGCCUCACUCGCCAGGCUGCACAGCCUCAGCCCAUGGAUGGGCCGCAGCUGGAUCUGAAUUUGCCCUGGAGACACAGACCACCCUGCCUCCCACCUUGCCCCUCGUGGGGCAGCCUGGCAGUUGUUCAGGCUCUCAGGACUGGCCACCAGCGUAGUUUACAGGUCUCCUCUCAGACCUCAGACUUUCUGGGUUCCCUUCAGGCUCUGCUCUGGGAGGUGGUGGAUCUCAUUAUUUGUACAUUUCUUUUGAAUUUGAAAUAAAGUAUUGGAGGUCGGA
Molecule: messenger RNA, 6024 nt
Organism: Myotis daubentonii (Daubenton's bat)
Lineage: Eukaryota; Metazoa; Chordata; Mammalia; Chiroptera; Vespertilionidae
Gene: GPRIN2
Product: G protein regulated inducer of neurite outgrowth 2
Biological process (GO): neuron projection development
Cellular component (GO): plasma membrane
Source: RefSeq, a predicted model, not a curated record